Messenger RNA from Neofelis nebulosa (Clouded leopard), 3836 nucleotides. RefSeq names its product chromosome 7 C15orf40 homolog (gene C7H15orf40). The record is from RefSeq and is a predicted model, not a curated record. Lineage: Eukaryota; Metazoa; Chordata; Mammalia; Carnivora; Felidae. Gene Ontology annotation, cellular component: cytoplasm. The coding region runs from base 49 to 441 and encodes 130 amino acids. The transcript has 4 exons.
GAGCGCUCUUCCGGCGCCGCUCCGCCUCCGCCCGGCUUCCCCGCGGGGAUGCUGCGGCUGGGCCGCGGGCUGAGGCGGCUCGGGUCGGGACGCGGGGCUGGAGACUCCGGCCGGCUCCCUUUAAGUGCGGAGAUGCCCAAGAAAGCUGGUGCGACGAACAAGGGUAAAAGCCAGACCAAGGAGCCAGAGACACCACUUCCUCCCUUAGGUCCUGUGGCAGUUGAUCCUAAAGGUUGUGUCACCGUAGCCAUCCAUGCCAAACCUGGUUCCAAACAAAACGCUGUAACAGACUUGACACCUGAAGCUGUGAGUGUGGCCAUUGCUGCGCCUCCGUCGGAAGGAGAGGCUAAUGCCGAGCUCUGUCGCUAUCUUUCCAAGGUCUUAGAACUCCGCAAGAGCGAUGUGGUUCUGGAGAAGAAAUCCCAUUUAGUUGGUGAUUGAAAAUGGAAUUGGGCUGGAAAAUUAGCAAGGAAUUCAUUUCGAAACAAGAUACCAAUUUAUUAAUUUGAGUGAAGAACACACCUGCCAAACAGACUGUAUAGUGGGAUCCUCCAGCUAGAACAUUCUGUCACUUUGGGAAGUCUCUUGACGAAGCCAGUCAGCAUCUGAAGAGCGCUUGGAGAGCCUGGGAUCAGAACCAGGGGAGGGAGGAGGGCGGAGCAGGGAGCUCUGACCAUCUGCGAUAGACCCAUUCUGUCUCCUCAGCCCCUCUCCUGGGACAACUCUGGACACUGAUGCUCCCUUUUUCCAGGCUCUGAGAAGACUACCUACUUCUGUCCACGUGGGCUGUCCUCAGACAAUCCUCAGAAUUCAACUGAUACGGUUCUCAGCAUUUUCUAAUCCUUUUCUAGGUGAGUGCCACAGGAUCCAUCUAGCCCCCUUGCUGUUAGAGUCAGCGGGGGAGAACCCCCAAAGUUGGCAGCAGUUUGUAUAGACUCUGUGGUCAUUUCUACAUGAAACUUCUCCACGAUGUGGCUUUACUGUCACAGUGGCUUUCACAUGGUUUCAGAGCCUUAUGUUUCUCUAGAGAUACCUGGGUGGGUUGGAGAGCCAUGGAGAAUAAGGGAGGGAGUCACGUCAACGUGACUCUAAGCCUUUAGCCCUCUUCCAAAGCUGUGCUGUCAGUGUGGCGGCUGCUAGGCACAUGUGGUUACUGAGCACUUGAAAUGUGGCUGAUCAGUUGUUUUUUUUUUUUAAUGAAAGCAUCACGGAAAUAAAGGCCACGUUGGAAACACAAAAAAGGUUGAAAAUACGGCAUAGAAUUUGGGGGGCAGGAUAGAAGGAGGUGAGCAAACAAAGGAAAAUGUCAGAUCUAGAAGUCAGGAAGGGGCAGUCAACAGACAUAACUGGGGUCCUGAAAAAGAACCCCCCCCAAAAUGGAGCAGAACAAAGAUUUCAAGAUAAAAUGAAGAAAAUAUUGAAAAAAUAAAAUAUGAAUUUAAGGAAUAAAAGGUGCAGUGUCCCAGGGGAAAUACGGACAAAUGGUUGACAAGGAGAUACAACCUAGUAAAGUUGUCUGACUUCAAAAACAAAAAAGCCUACGGCCAUCUAGACAAAAAGUUGAAGGCCUAGGGAGGGAGGGGGGAGACACACACAUGUACACUCUCAUUGCUCACGGGAAUGUGAAUUGCUACAGUGUUUUAGAAAAUGUGGCACUUAUUAAAAAUACAGGUGUUUUAAUCUGAUUAUCCUACUUUUUGAGAAUGCCUCAUAGAACACAUAAAAAUGCCAGAGUAUAUGGGCAAAAAAAGGGUAACAAUCUAAGCGUCUGCCUGUAGGAGACUCAUCAUAUAAUCAACAGCAAAUCCAUACUAUAGAGUAUUAUGCUAUUAAAAUUAGCUUUUAAUCUAUAGUUACUGACCUGGAGUGAUGUCUAUAUUGCAUGAACAAAGAAUAGUGUACAUGUCUGUGUGUGUGUGUGUGUAUGUGUGUGUGCGUGCACACACACACACAUAUAUAAUCUGUGAUAAAGGAAAAAUACAUAUCUAAUUUAUAUAUAUUUGGGUGGGCAUGAUAAAAGAGAAGUGUACACAACAGGCCAUGACCGCUGGGUGAGCGCAGAUCCUUCCUAGGUGUAGUGUUUCACUUUUUUGUAACGUUUAUUAUUUUGUAUAUACACCGAACAUAUAUAAUGAAAGAAAUUUUAAAAUGAGAAAAACAGACUCAAAUGAAAAAGCUCCGGCCUUUAGCAAUGAGAGCAGCUUCAUUUAUGUAAUUCAGAGCAAGGCGGGAGGGCCUUAGGGAGCUCAAGGCACGGGUGGUGGAAAAAACCAUGAGAUCAUCAUCACAUCAGCCCUGAAGCUGUCUCCAGAGAAGCUGCUGAAAACUCGGAGAAAAUCUAGCUGGUAAUCGAUACAUAGGGCUCUGUGGGCCCUUAGGGACGGGAAUGAAAACACCAACCGAAUUAGCCUGCCAGCCCAUGGAGACGUUGGCGAAGGACCUGCGAGCUACACCUCUUGCACCCACGUCGGCCCAGAGGUGCCCCACACCCCACUACUACUUCUGGAGGCACACGGCCGACACGGACUCACAACCUGUGACGUGCCCAGCCCCGUGAUGCAUAGCGUGGGAGUGCUUUCACUUAGUCCUGCGAGGGGGCAGUCCGAUGACAUGUUAGCCGUUUUGAUGGAAGACGUCCUCAUCACUAACCUGCUUCUCCCAUACUGUCCGGUAAAUCUAAAGAUCUGGGGUGGUAUUACCCACAUCUCUUUUCCACUUUUCUGCACUGAGGGCACUGAUAACCAGCUCCCCAGAUCACUGCGCCUUCUGGCUUCGACAGUGUUCCAGGGGCUGAAGCUAAUUCCUCUUCAUCUCUGGCACAUUCCUGAUACCAUGUAGCCUUAUUGAUGAGACCCAUGCGGCCAGCUUGACCCGGGGCCGUUCUCUCCCAGAAUGUCCACGGGCUCAAGGAUCUCUGUCACUGUCCCUAUUUCCCUUAAAAGCUGGUCCUAGUAGAGGUCUAGACUUCUGGAAAGGAGGAAGUACUUGCUCAAGUCUGCCGUGGAGUCCAGUGGUAUAAUCUAUUUGAAUCUAGUUGUUUAUUUGGCUCUGUAAUUAGGAGCCAGGAGAAAUCUUGGUUUAGGUAAUUCAGAAUACAGAGAAUAUAUGUGAUUUCUGAAGUAGUAAUCUAAAAACUAACAUCACGAACUCCUACCAAUGUCAAGAGUAUUUACUCCUGUUGGCCUUAAUUCAUUCUAAAUUAAAAGCCAGAGGACUGUAAAAGCACACAUUUCUAAAUUCAUAAAUAGAGGAAAGACACUGAGGGACCCAUAUAAUUAGGUUUUUUCACACAGAAUUAGCCAAAGCCUAUUUAGUAUUUCAGAAUCCUUAUCUAUCUCAAAUAUGCUUCUUUGGUCAAAAUACAAGAUACUGAAAGAAAUCCCAAGUAAGGUUUUCAGUGAAUGGUUUGUGAUAACUCAAUUUGUCUAACAUUACCAAAGGAAGCACUUUCACAAGUAAUCUUCCCAACUGAUUGAAGUUAUGAAGUUAAUAUACUCAAGCUGGGAGUAUAUUUCCCACAUUUCCUAAUAAUAAAAAAAAUUCCCUUUCACUAUAAACAGUGUUAAUUAAAAGAAGUCAAAGGCCAGGGGUACAGAUUUCCAUACACAGCCAAAUCUUGUUUGGGUUAAAUGAAUCAAACGGAAUAGGUCUGGGAAAAUUUUAAAGGUGUUAAAAUAACUGUAUUUGUUUUAGAAACAAAGUGUAGGGCUUUUAUUAGAGUUCAGAGUUAUGAUAUCAAUAAUCUUCAGGGCCAAAAAUCAUUUCCUUCCAUUUUAGUAUUCUAAACUUAAAACUGACAUUUCAUUACUCUUAAUUCUGUCACGCAGUUCUAUGUU